Nycticebus coucang (slow loris) is the source of this 1978-nucleotide messenger RNA. It is a transcript of the gene AK5, whose product is annotated as adenylate kinase 5. Gene Ontology annotation, molecular function: nucleoside diphosphate kinase activity; ATP binding; AMP kinase activity. The coding region runs from base 227 to 1915 and encodes 562 amino acids. The record is from RefSeq and is a predicted model, not a curated record. The transcript is spliced from 14 exons. Gene Ontology annotation, biological process: ATP metabolic process; nucleoside triphosphate biosynthetic process. NCBI's taxonomy places the organism in Eukaryota, Metazoa, Chordata, Mammalia, Primates, Lorisidae. Gene Ontology annotation, cellular component: cytosol; cytoplasm.
CCGCGGCGCCGGCGGUCGGAGCCCGCAUCUCGGGCACGGGGACUAGCGCCGACGCGGGGGCGGCGGCAGCGCGGAGGUCUCGGUCCCGCAAGACGCGGACGGCGCCGGGCGAGCGCGCGAGCGAGGACUGCGCCGAGCCCGGGGACCCCGCCGGCCCCAGCUCCGGCCCAGCGCGCCGCAGCCCGCAGCAUCCCCGCCUGCGCCCCGCGGCACGCGCGCCACGGCCAUGAACACCAGCGAUGCCAAGGAGUACCUGGCCCGGAGGGAAAUCCCUCAGCUCUUCGAGAGCCUUUUGAAUGGAUUGAUGUGUUCUAAGCCAGAAGACCCAGUAGAGUACCUGGAAGGUUGUUUACAGAAAGUAAAGGAGCUCGGAGGCUGUGACAAGGUGAAAUGGGAUACGUUUGUCAGCCAAGAGAAGAAGACCUUACCUCCUCUGAAUGGAGGACAGCCGCGGAGAUCCUUUCUAAGAAAUGUAAUGCCUGAAAAUUCAAACUUUUCAUAUCGGCGGUAUGAUCGGCUCCCUCCAAUCCAUCAAUUCUCCAUAGAAAGUGACACGGAUCUUUCUGAGACUGCAGAGUUAAUUGAGGAGUAUGAGGUUUUUGAUCCUACUAGACCUCGACCAAAAAUCAUUCUUGUCAUAGGUGGUCCAGGAAGUGGAAAGGGUACUCAAAGUUUGAAAAUUGCAGAGCGUUAUGGAUUCCAGUACAUUUCAGUGGGAGAAUUACUAAGAAAGAGGAUCCACAGUGCCAGCAGCAGUAGGAAAUGGAGUCUCAUUGCCAAGAUCAUUACAACGGGAGAGUUGGCCCCACAGGAAACAACAAUUACAGAGAUAAAACAAAAAUUGAUGCAAAUCCCUGAUGAAGAGGGCAUUGUUAUCGACGGCUUCCCGAGAGAUGUGGCCCAGGCUCUGUCUUUUGAGGACCAAAUCUGUACUCCGGACCUGGUGGUGUUUCUGGCUUGUGCUAAUCAAAGGCUCAAAGAAAGAUUACUGAAACGCGCAGAACAGCAGGGAAGGCCAGACGACAAUCUCAAAGCUACCCAAAGGAGACUAACUAACUUCAAGCAGAAUGCUGCUCCGUUGGUCAAAUACUUCCAGGAAAAGGGGCUCAUCGUGACAUUCGAUGCCGACCGAGAUGAGGACGAGGUGUUCUAUGACAUCAGUGUGGCAGUUGACAGCAAGUUGUUUCCAAACAAAGAGGCUGCGGCAGGUUCAAGUGACCUUGAUCCUUCAAUGAUGUUGGACACUGGAGAGAUCAUUGACACAGGAUCUGAUUAUGAAGAUCAGGGUGAUGACCACUUAAGUGUAUUUGGAGAGGAUACCCUGGGAGGCUUCAUGGAAGAUUUGAAGAAGUGCAAAAUUAUUUUCAUGAUUGGUGGCCCUGGCUCUGGCAAAGACACACAAUGUGGAAAGCUGGUGGAAAAAUAUGGAUUUACGCAUCUCUCGACUGGUGAACUCCUGCGUCAUGAACUGGCUUCAGAAUCUGAAAGAAGCAAAUUGAUCCGAGAUGUCAUGAAGCGUGGAGACCUGGUCCCCUCAGGCAUCAUUUUGGAGCUCCUGAAGGAGGCCAUGGUGGCCAGCCUCGGUGACACCAAGGGCUUCCUGAUUGACGGCUAUCCUCGGGAAGUGAGGCAAGGGGAAGAGUUCCGACACAGGAUUGGAGACCCACACCUGGUGAUCUGCAUGGACUGCUCAGCAGACACCAUGACCAACCGCCUUCUCCAACGGAGUCAGGGCAGCCCGCAGACGGACGAUGCCCCCAAGACCAUCGCCAGGCGCCUGGAGGCCUACUACAGAGCGGCCAUCCCAGUGAUCGCCUACUAUGAGAUGAGAACACAGAUACGGAAGAUAAAUGCAGAGGGAACACCAGAGGAAGUUUUUCUUCAACUCUGCAAAGCUAUUGACUCUAUUUUUUGAAGGUGAAAAUGCACAUUCGUUAAGGAGAGUGGAAAUAAAAACAUGAAAAGGUUCAUCCCUUAA